AUGUACGGCAAGGAACGCUGGAACCUGGGCGACAUCUCGUCGACCGCCUUCCACCGCCGCCUCUUUUGGCUGGUAUUGGCUGUUCUCACAACCUCAACACUCUUUCUUCUCAGCCGCACGAACUCAAAGAUCUCUUCCUUCCGGCCGCCCUCCCCAGAAGUACACCCAGUUGCUGUUCCUCCUGCCAAAGAGCCAGUUAAAGUCCCUGAGCCCUGGCGCUUUGAUACGCACAGAGAUGGGCUGAAUUAUGGACUAUCCGAUGAGCAGUGUGAUGCUGCUUUCCCUGACAUAUUCCAGGAGCUCACUCGCGCACGGGACCAUAUCAUCAAGUCCAAAGGUUCGAUCACCAAGGAGGAUGUGCACGUUGAUCGCAAGGAAGAAUACAAAGGUCGCCAGCAUGGGGAGUUUCAUGUCAUGAUAUUUGAUGGCCAGCUGUACAUCAUCAAAGAGGUCCCUGGCGAGCCAGAUCGGUCUCGUGGACUAGCAGCUCUCGCCAACAUGUACCGCGCGUUGUCGUCAAUUCCAGACCCGAAAUCUAUCCCUAAUAUCGAGUUUAUUUUCGACAUCGAAGACGUGGCACAGGAUGCGAACCACAAGCCUGACCGCGUUCGUUGGACUUGGGCUCGCCGCACCGAAAAUCCUUGGUUUUGGGUGAUGCCUGACUUCGAUGGUUGGGCUUAUCCCGACGAUGGUGUUGCUUCGUAUCCUCAAUUUCGGGAAGAUGUCGCUGAGCUAGAGCUCGGCUACAGAAAUGGCUGGGACGAAAAGCCCUCCAAGCUCAGUUGGCGUGGAAGUCUUGCCGUCAACACACAGUUGCGCGGCGACCUUGUUGCGGCCGCUAAAGGACACAACUGGAGCGAUGUAGAGGCUAUCGACUGGCACGACCGCUCCAACAUUAUGGCCAUGCAGGACUUUUGUCGCUAUCAGUACGUCGCCCACACGGAAGGCAACUCUUGGAGUGGACGGCUACGGUAUCUACACAAUUGCGAUAGCGUCCCGGUAAUCCACAAGCUGGACUACGUCGCCCACUAUUAUCCGUUGCUGAAGUCAUCUGGUCCUCAACAAAACUUUGUAGAGGUAAACCGGAACUGGUCAGACCUCAGCGAAAAGAUGGAAUACUUAAUCCAACACCCCGACCUAGCAAGACAUAUUGCCGGCGAAUCUACCAGGGUUUUCAGAGAUAGAUAUCUUACUCCAGCUGCCGAAGCUUGCUACUGGCGCCGAAUGUUCAAACUGUGGCGAUCUGUCAUGAGCUUUGAGCCGCAAUCACAUCGAGUCGCCAAGGACGGGAAGAUAGUGAGGAGGGGAGUCAGCUGGGAGCGGUUCGCAUUCCGCCAAGAGAAAAGUUUUGAGCAUGGCUUCUUCGAGGAGGACAAAACCAAGUAUGAUGAGGAAGACUAA
Molecule: messenger RNA, 1401 nt
Organism: Neoarthrinium moseri
Lineage: Eukaryota; Fungi; Ascomycota; Sordariomycetes; Amphisphaeriales; Apiosporaceae
Exons: 3
Coding region: 1-1401 (466 amino acids)
Source: RefSeq, a predicted model, not a curated record